This is a messenger RNA of Parathielavia appendiculata, 1049 nucleotides long. Its product is annotated as ribosomal protein S5. Gene Ontology annotation, molecular function: structural constituent of ribosome; RNA binding. Gene Ontology annotation, biological process: translation. Bases 30 to 827 code for a protein of 265 amino acids. Gene Ontology annotation, cellular component: ribosome; cytosolic small ribosomal subunit. NCBI's taxonomy places the organism in Eukaryota, Fungi, Ascomycota, Sordariomycetes, Sordariales, Chaetomiaceae. The record is from RefSeq and is a predicted model, not a curated record. The transcript is spliced from 3 exons.
GUUCAACAAUCCAACCGACAAUUACAACAAUGGCUGAUCGGGGAACUGGUGCCCGCGGCGGCGGCUUCGCUUCUCGUGGCGAUCGUGGUGGUGACCGUGGCCGUGGCCGUGGCGGUCGCCGUGGUGGACGUCGCGGCGGCGGCAAGAGCGACGAGAAGGAGUGGCAGCCCGUCACCAAGCUCGGCCGUCUCGUCAAGGCCGGCAAGAUCAAGAGCAUGGAGGAGAUCUACCUCCACUCGCUCCCCAUCAAGGAGUACCAGAUUGUGGACUUUUUCCUGCCCAAGCUCAAGGAUGAGGUCAUGAAGAUCAAGCCUGUACAGAAGCAAACUCGUGCCGGUCAGCGCACCCGGUUCAAGGCCAUUGUUAUCAUUGGUGACUCCGAGGGCCACGUUGGUCUCGGUAUCAAGACCUCGAAGGAAGUUGCGACCGCCAUCCGUGCCGCCAUCAUCAUCGCCAAGCUCAGCGUUAUCCCCGUGCGGCGUGGGUACUGGGGCGCUAACCUCGGUCUCCCCCAUUCUCUGCCCACCAAGGAGAGCGGCAAGUGCGGUUCCGUCACCGUCCGCCUUAUCCCUGCUCCCCGCGGUACCUCUCUCGUCGCUUCUCCCGCUGUGAAGCGUCUCCUCCAGCUCGCCGGUAUCGAGGACGCCUACACCUCGUCCUCCGGCUCGACCAAGACCCUCGAGAACACCCUCAAGGCGACCUUUGCCGCCGUCUCCAACACCUACGGCUUCCUCACACCCAACCUGUGGAAGGAGACUAAGCUCAUCAGGAGCCCUCUGGAGGAGUUUGCCGACACCCUGCGGGACGGCAAGCGGUAUGCUCACUAAGGUACUGGGUGAGGGUAAGCUCAGUCAGCGGGGAAAACGGUGCUUCGGGGCGUCUAUGGAUUUGGGCUUUGCAUGGGCUCCGGCAAUGGCAUAGAUUGAGGCUGUCGAAGUUUUAGCACGAUCGCCUGAAUCAAUUUCACAAUAUCAACGACACUUAUGGGUGCCCGUGGCCCGUUGAGUUUGUCCGUUCGUGGGAAGUUGUGGCAGUCCGUAAUUGAUCAG